CACGGAAUAAUUGGGCAUAUUUAUUUAAUUAUUUUGUAGUUUUUCAAUAUUUAUAUCCUAUUUUUGCUUAUUACUACUAUUUAAAAUGAGUAGAAACUACCAGGAAGAUCAAAGCAAUGAAAUCGAGGCCUUGGACUCCAUAUAUUGUGGCGAUAUGGAGAUUUUGGAGACAGAGCCUUUUCACAAAUUUCAAAUACCCAUAGCCACCGAAGAGUACGAUAAGGAGCAAGGUGAUAAUGGUUUGGCCUGUUACUUGGUGUUUACCUAUACACCCACUUAUCCCGAUGAAGCUCCACUGGUGGAAAUCGAUGAGCCGGUAAACUUUGAUGACGGCUAUGAAAAGAGACUUUUGGAACAUGUAGAAAAAUCAAUAGAGGAAUAUAUUGGCAUGGAAAUGAUAUUCAGUUUAGUGAGUACAGCCCAAGAAUGGUUAAAUGAGAGAUGGGAUGAAUUCACAAAAUCCAAAGAAGAGGAGGCCGAACGUAAACUUUAUGAAUCCGAAGAAGCAGAGCGUAAGAAAUUCGAGGGCACACGUGUUACCGUGGAAACUUUCAUGAAAUGGAAACUCGACUUUGAGGAAAGCACAGGAAUAGCGGCCAAACGUGAAAAAUCAACAGAAUCGAAAAAACUUACAGGCCGAGAGUUGUUCAUGUGCGACAACACCCUUAAUGAUUCUGAUAUUAAAUUCUUGUUGGAAGCUGGUGACAGCAUUGAAAAUGUUAAAAUCGAUGAAACCUUGUUCCAAGGAAUUGGUGAAAUUGACUUGGAUGAAGAGGAUGAGGAUGAUGAAGAUUGGGUACCCGGUGAUGACGAUUAAAUUAAAUUGAAUACUCUAUAAUAUAUCUUUGAGUUUUAAGAA
This is a messenger RNA of Calliphora vicina (urban bluebottle blowfly), 859 nucleotides long. Its product is annotated as RWD domain-containing protein 1. The coding region runs from base 86 to 817 and encodes 243 amino acids. NCBI's taxonomy places the organism in Eukaryota, Metazoa, Arthropoda, Insecta, Diptera, Calliphoridae. The record is from RefSeq and is a predicted model, not a curated record. The transcript is spliced from 2 exons. Gene Ontology annotation, biological process: cytoplasmic translation. Gene Ontology annotation, molecular function: protein binding.